AAUUCUAAUAUUAUUAGUUUUAAUAGCUAAUUUUUACUAUACUAUUGGUGAUAAAUGCAUUGCCGGUUGGGACACAUUUGAUGAUCAACUAAAGUGUAUUAAAAUAAUCAGCGAUUCACUGGAAACUUAUGCUAAUGCUGUUGAAAUGUGUGCAAAUCUGGCUCAGGGAUCAACACUAUUGACAAUACACUCUCAAAAGGAACAGGAUUAUUUUGCUGACUAUCUAUAUGUCCAACAUAAACUAGUUGAAUCAAUAUGGUUGGGUGCUAAAGUCAAACAAACAAUAAUGACCUGGAUGGAUAAUACUAAUGUUACCUAUAGUAAUUGGUUAGAUGGUAGACCGAGUAACAUUAGUGAUGUUGAAUGUGUGGAAAUGCUAGCUGAUCCUCAGCAAGGUAAAUGGGAUGAUCUGGCAUGCAAUAAACGUAACCAGGUUGUUUGCCAGUCGAUGCAAUCGAUGCCAGUAAGUGAUCUGGAAAAAUUUAAAUUAGAAACUAGGAAAUAUGCCGUAGAUCAAAUUAAUAAAUUACAAAUUGAAUUAGCCAGUCAAAAAGAUGAGCUAGAUAAAUUGAAAUCAAAUCCCGUUCCCUGGGGUUUAUAUAUACUCAGCUGGCGGACAACCAGAACCCAGUCAAUUGUGGCCAGGGGUUAAAUGGCAAGAUGUUACCACCGAUUACGCGGGAUUGUUUUUCCGGGCCGAGGGUUCAGGUUCCGAACCAUUUGGUCAGCCUAUUGGUCCCGAUUGGCUGCAGUUAGUGCGUAUAGGUAUUCAGUUAGCACUGUCACUGAUUUAGGAUAUCGUUUAACUGAUUUACCCGCUAACGGUUGGAGCGAUGAUAUUAAUAAUUGGUUUCCUCUGGAAAUGCAUUUAUAUUUUACUGAAUCGGAUAAUAGG
Molecule: messenger RNA, 895 nt
Organism: Oppia nitens
Lineage: Eukaryota; Metazoa; Arthropoda; Arachnida; Sarcoptiformes; Oppiidae
Product: C-type lectin-like
Exons: 2
Coding region: 146-652 (168 amino acids)
Molecular function (GO): signaling receptor activity
Source: RefSeq, a predicted model, not a curated record